Aptenodytes forsteri (emperor penguin) is the source of this 1584-nucleotide messenger RNA. RefSeq names its product tyrosine-protein phosphatase non-receptor type substrate 1. Gene Ontology annotation, cellular component: plasma membrane. Lineage: Eukaryota; Metazoa; Chordata; Aves; Sphenisciformes; Spheniscidae. The transcript is spliced from 9 exons. The coding region runs from base 1 to 1584 and encodes 527 amino acids. The record is from RefSeq and is a predicted model, not a curated record.
AUGUUGCGGUCAUCUAGCAAAGCUCUGACCGGCUCCACUGCUGAGACCUGCGGGCGGAGGUGCGGGGGUGCCCAGGCGGGUCAGGGCUUCGAGCUGCGGCAGCCCCAGGACAAGGUGUUGGUGACAGCGGGGGAGACGCUCAACCUGACCUGCACCAUGUCCGGAGGCGGUCUCCCUGGUGCCCAGCCCCAGGACAAGGUGUCGGUGACAGCGGGGGAGACGCUCAACCUGACCUGCACCAUGUCCGGAGGCGGUCUCCCUGGCGCCGUGAGGUGGCUGAAGGGCCUGGGCAGUGGGAACGAGACCGUCUACGAGCAGAAGGGCUCCUUCCCCCGCGUGACAAGGGUAGUGAGCGAGUCCGACACGGACUUCAGCAUCCACAUCAGGGAUGUUCGCCCCGAGGAUGCCGGCACCUAUUACUGCGUGAAGUUCAAGAAAUCGCUGCUUGGUGGUGAUGAGGUGUUUCAGCGUGGAAAUGGCACGGAGGUGUCCGUACGUGCCAAACCCACCCCUCCGGUCGUGUCUGGGCCUGGCCACAGAGUGGGGCCGGGGAAACCGGUGUCUGUCACCUGCACAGCCGGAGGGUUCUUUCCCGAAGACAUCCAUGUGAAAUGGCUCAAGAACAACGCCUUGAUCUCGGCUCAGCAGCCCCAGAUCACCCCUGGCCCGAUGAAACUCUCCUACAACAUGUCCAGCACUGUGACGAUGAUGCUGGGGAAGGAUGAUGUCCACUCGCAGCUCGUCUGCGAGGUGGAGCACACCACGCUGACGGUCCCGCUGAGGGAGGUGUACCAGCUCAGCAAAGCCCUGCGAGUUUCCCCCAGUGUCCGUGUGGUCGCUGACCCGCCGAGCCCCAUUGAGGUGAACAAGACCGUGAACUUCACCUGCCAUGUGAACGGGUUUUACCCGGGAGAUGUGGCCGUCACCUGGCUGGAGAAUGGGACGGAGAUGAAGGUGGAGAACACCUCCCGGCUGGUGGAGACUCCCCAGGGCUUGUUCGAGCUGAGGAGCCUGGUGGAGGUCAAAGCGACGGAGGAGAAGAACGGGACCGUGUUCACCUGCCGAGUGGUGCAUGAUGCCCAGAACCCCAUCAGCGAGAUGGCUGCCCUGCGGAUCGCCGCCCCAGCCAGGGAUGGACUGAGCGACUGGUCUCAGACAGAUAACAACAAUUUGCUCCUCAUCUAUAUUGUGGUGGGAGUGGUCUGCACUGUGCUGGCACUGCUGGUGACUGCAAUUCUUUACCUCAUCCGGGCAAAGCAGAGCAAGGGUAAAAGCUCGCCAUCUGCUAGGUUACAUGAGCCGGAGAAGAGCAGUGAGGCCACUACCCAGGAAUCCGACCCCAACAACCUGACCUACGCGGACCUGAACUUCGACAGAGAGAGGAAGACCAUCCGCCGGAUGGUGGAGAUGAGCCAGCAGUCAGAGUACGCCUGCAUCCAGACCAGCCGGGCGCCUGCCGGCGACGACAACCUCACCUAUGCCGACCUGGACAUGGUGCACCUCAGCAAGGCACCCAGGCGUCCGGCCCCAUGCCCUGAGGAGGCCAGCUCCGAGUACGCCAGCGUCCAGAUCCCGAGGAAGUGA